Messenger RNA from Lonchura striata (white-rumped munia), 857 nucleotides. The record is from RefSeq and is a predicted model, not a curated record. Lineage: Eukaryota; Metazoa; Chordata; Aves; Passeriformes; Estrildidae.
AUCCCAGGAGCAGGAGUGAUCCCUGAGUAAAAGUUCCUCGUAAUUUUCGUCUUUUGGAAGAACUUGAAGAAGGUCAGAAGGGAGUAGGGGAUGGAACAGUUAGCUGGGGCCUUGAAGAUGAUGAAGAUAUGACACUUACGAGAUGGACAGGAAUGAUUAUUGGGCCUCCAAGAGUGGACCCCAGAGCCAUAUCAGUCCUAGCAAAAUGGCAGAAUUCUUAUAGUAUCAAAGUUGUUCUGCAAGAGCUUCGGCGUCUAAUGAUGUCUAAAGAAAAUAUGAAACUUCCUCAGCCACCUGAAGGACAAUGUUACAGCAAUUAAUUAAAAAAAAAAACCAACAUGUCCCCCUUAUUCAAUUUAAGCUGUCUUCAUUUUCCACAGUAGUAAAUUUUCUAGAUGCAUCUUGUAGACCUCAAAAUACUGGAAAGGAAGUUCCCAUUCAAAGGAAGUUUUUCUUGAGAUACUGUAAAUGAUACUAAUUUUUUUUUCAUUUGAAAUAUAAGUUGUGCUAUAACAAAUAAUCCUGUAGUGUAACCACUGUCCACAUAGCUGAACUUCUGGUAUCAGGAAAAGUCUAUUUAAAUUUAUUACUGUCAAGACCAGUGUGGCACAUCCAACUUAACUGUGAAAGGAUCCAUCCCACAAUCACCUUGCUGUGUGUCUGGCCUGGGUUAUUUUUUUCUUUCUCUGUCUUUUGCAAUAGAGUCGAAGCUCAGGGCUAUUUAUUAGAGUAGACACAAAGGUUUUUGCUUCCAGUACUACACUGGGCUGUAUGGACUACUACUGGGGAUGUGUGCUAACCUCAGUCAUCCCUCCCUUUGUGCUCGCUCUAGUAAAGGCUGAAUGUGACUGUAGUCA